Molecule: messenger RNA, 441 nt
Organism: Emiliania huxleyi CCMP1516
Lineage: Eukaryota; Haptophyta; Isochrysidales; Noelaerhabdaceae
Exons: 1
Coding region: 1-441 (146 amino acids)
Source: RefSeq, a predicted model, not a curated record
AUGGGAUACGCGUUUGAGAUUGACGAGCCAGCGGCGAUCAGGGUGCUCACUGUCGCUCAGGUGGAAGGCUGGCGCUGCGAAAGCGUUUGCAAGAAGGACAGCACGGAGAUAACGACCGAAGACCGAGAGAGCUUGGUCAUGUCGAUCCGGCGGGCGCCGGAGCGUCGGAUAGUGGUGACGCACGGCACGGACACGAUGAUCGAGACCGCGCAGUUUGUGGAGGCGUCAGGUGCAGCAGUGGGCAAAUCGGUGGCGUUUGUCGGAGCGACAAAGCCGGAGCGCUUCAAGGACUCGGACGCUACAUUCAACGUCGGCGUGGCGGUGGGUGUUACGGACGUGCUCCCGCCCGGCUCGGUCGUCGUCUGCAUGGGUGGCCGAGCGAUUCCCGCCGCUCGAUGCAUGAGGGACUUGGACAGUGGCCGCUACGUUGAUCAGCCUUGA